Molecule: messenger RNA, 1041 nt
Organism: Pelagomonas calceolata
Lineage: Eukaryota; Pelagophyceae; Pelagomonadales; Pelagomonadaceae
Source: the annotation of a GenBank genome assembly
AUGUUACCGAACGCUAGCCCAGUUUUUGCGCGCGCCUGUCUUGGAUUUUGGCCAGCAUCGAUGGUGGUUUUUACAUUCCUAGCGCUGCUGGGCAGCAGCACCGCUUUCGAGUACGGAGAGCUCGCAUCAUUCGUGAGGCGUCACGGCGGACGAGUCCACCGGUCACUGGCGCUGGCAGACCCAGCCCCGUGUGGGUCGCGCGGCCUCGUCGCGGAGAAGCCCAUCCCUGAAACCGACGCGCGCACGGGACCGCUCGUCGUCGUCCCGGCGUCGCUCGAGAUAAAUGCGGGGCGCGCUAGAACGGCGAUGGCGAACGUGCCUGGCAUCGGAGAACUGGACAACGGCGCGGUCGUUGUGCUUUGGCUGGCCGCGCUAGACGCGGAGCGACGGCGUUCCCGCGAGGACACAUUCUGGGGCCCGUACCUGCGAAGCCUGCCGCAGGACAUUUUAGAAUUACCCAACGGGUGGGCGCCGUUAAUAAGCGGCGACUCGGCGAGAUACGCAGCUCUCCUGGAUGCCGCGGCGCGGGGCGACGCUGCAAAACGAGAGACGUGCCAUCAGGAGGCCGAGCGCGCGGCGGCCUACGCGUCGCGCGUCUCGCACGGUCUGGCGCGAGACUUUGGGCAGCAUACUGGAGUCGACGCCGCCGACCUGUGCUGGGCGCUGGGCGUCGUGUCCAGUCGGGCCAUGGGCGGCGGCGAGAACCCUACACUGGUACCGCUUCUCGACCUGUGCAACCACGACAAGGCGGGCGCGCCCUUCACGUCCUUCGACACGUCGGGCGCGCGCGUCGCGGCGCGGCUCAGCGCGCGGAAACGGCGGUCCGGCGACACGUCGUCGAAGAGUGCGAGGACGGCGGUGACGGCUGAGAACUGGCGCAGCGACGGCGACGACUGGUGUUUGUGGAGCUGGCGGAGCGGGACCGCGCGGGCGCUCGCGGCCGGCGACGAGAUCUACGCCGACUACGCGCCGGAAUAUAUCGAAGCCGGCGAGUGGUUCGCAAACACUGGCUUCGUGCCGCCGCCCACGCCGGAUGAAUAG